Pseudozyma flocculosa PF-1 is the source of this 531-nucleotide messenger RNA. RefSeq lists its product as uncharacterized. The coding region runs from base 1 to 531 and encodes 176 amino acids. Lineage: Eukaryota; Fungi; Basidiomycota; Ustilaginomycetes; Ustilaginales; Ustilaginaceae. The record is from RefSeq and is a predicted model, not a curated record. The transcript has a single exon.
AUGCGAUUCGACCUCCGCCUCCCCAUCUUCAUCCUCCUCCUCACCCUGGGCGCGACCCACGGCGUAUACGCCCUCGGAUCGGCGUACACGAUCCCGGGCGUCGGCCGAGUCGAGUUCCGCGUCGGACCGGGUCGCGGACAGCUGUGUCUGCACGGCGUCGCAACCUGGUGGCUCUCGCGCCCCGACAGCGACGAGGAGCUCAACAUCGCGUGCCGCGGUGCGCCGGGCAGCGUCGAGUGUCGACCCCACCCUCAGCGUUUCUGCUUCGCGCUCAACGAUUGCGCCUUCCGCCGCAAGGCCUUCAUCGAGCCCUGCUACACUGCCUUUUCCCGUGAUCCCUCAGUCUUUGAGGGCAUCGAGAGGAUGUUGGCCAACCCGCUCCGUGAUAUCGGCGUGCGAGGUGGGUCUCUCGAGUCGUCCCUGCGUGUCGAGGCGGAACAGGGUCGGACCUGCCAGACCGCUCGACUGACGUCGCCGCCGGGAUGUUCGCCCCCCGCCUUCCUUUCCUGCCCCGACUCGAGCGCCUGCUAG